AUGACUGCAAGCGAUAAUCUCGAAGCUGAUCUGGACAGCAAGCGCCGGUCCAGCCAGUCCGAGCAGAUCCAGGAGCUCAGCCUGGAGGAGGCCGAAGCUGAGAAAAGACUCAUUCGAAAAAUCGAUAAACGACUUCUCGUGCCGACGGCCAUCAUCUAUUUGCUGUGCUAUCUCGACAGAUCCAACAUUGGAAAUGCCCGAAUCAUGAACUCCACUACGAAUGAUACCCUCAUGGACACAAACAACAUCACAAACCAUAACUAUACAAUCGCCAUGAUGCUGUUCCUCGUGGCAUACUCAAUAUUCGAGGCUCCCAGCAACUUGGCGCUGAAGCGGUUUCAACCCCAUCGAUGGCUUGGCUUCCUUGUCGUCGCAUUUGGAGCGUUUUGCACAGGCAUUGGCUUUACGCACACAUAUGCCGAAUUAGCCGUGCUUCGGUUCUUGCUCGGUGCGGCUGAGGCAGGAGUCUUCCCCGGCAUGAUCUUCUACUUCACCUUUUGGUAUAAGCCCGGAGAGCGUGCUAUUCGGAUUGCUAUUUUCCUCUGCAGUGCUACACUCUCGGGUGCAUUUGGAGGCGCUAUUGCGUAUGGUGUCGGCAGACUCAACGGCCGACAAGGGCUUGAAGGAUGGAGGUGGCUCUUCAUCAUCGAGGGGGUUCCAUCCAUCGCUGCCGGGAUCCUCGUCUUCUUCUUCAUGCCCAGCUAUCCCGAAAAAGCCGGCUGGCUGACACCGGAAGAGAAAGAGCUGUCGGCUCGCCGACUAGGAGCCCACCGUAGCGCGGGCUCCGACAAACUCAGCUGGGAAGACGCCAAAGCAACACUCACCGACCUCCGCAUGUAUAUGCACUACCUGACCUACCUUACCGUCGGCACUGGCGUCGCCUCGCUCGGAUACUUUGCUCCCACCAUCAUCGAGGGUCUUGGAUACAGUGAUCUCCGAGCGCAGCUCUUUACCGUCCCUCCGUACGGCAUCGCGUAUCCCGUCACUCUGUUGCUCGCCUGGCUCUCUGACCGCCUGAAGACACGCGGACUGAUCGCGACGUGCUCUUCUGGGGCUGCUUGUAUUGCGUUUAUCAUUCAGGCAUGCCUCCCCGCAGACGCAUUCACUGCCCGCUACGCCUUCCUGUGCAUCUCCACAAUCGGCGUCUUCGGCGGCCUCCCCUCGCUCAACGCCUGGGUCGGCGACAACGUGCGCAACACGACAGCUGCAUCGCUGACCAUUGCGCUGAAUAUCGCAUUCUCGGGGCCCGGUCAGAUUAUCGGGGUGUGGAUUUAUCGGGCUCAGGAUAAGCCUGCGUAUCGGUUGGGGCAUGGGGUUAAUGCGGCGAUGAGCUUUUGCUCGGCGUGUUUGGCGCUGGGGUUGACGGUUUAUUAUCGGAGACUGAAUCGGAAGAUGAAGGGGACGGAUCAGGUUCCUUGGGUUGCGUAG
This is a messenger RNA of Aspergillus calidoustus, 1428 nucleotides long. Lineage: Eukaryota; Fungi; Ascomycota; Eurotiomycetes; Eurotiales; Aspergillaceae. The record is from the annotation of a GenBank genome assembly.